Messenger RNA from Aspergillus affinis, 624 nucleotides. RefSeq lists its product as uncharacterized. The transcript is spliced from 3 exons. Bases 1 to 624 code for a protein of 207 amino acids. NCBI's taxonomy places the organism in Eukaryota, Fungi, Ascomycota, Eurotiomycetes, Eurotiales, Aspergillaceae. The record is from RefSeq and is a predicted model, not a curated record.
AUGUGGCUGAUGGCUGAUGGCUUCCGGAUGCGUGGCAAAUCGGCCGUACCGGACAUUGCGAUGGAUCGAACAUGGACGCGCGAAGAGGACCGACUCCUCCAGGAACUCAAGAGCUGUCAUAUCCCGUGGAAAUAUGUCUCCGUUGCAAUGGGGAACAGACCGGUCGCGCAGCUCAAAAGACGAUCGUAUCAUCUUCGAGAUCGCAGACCCAUGGAUGUCGAGGCUGUUGACUGGGGAGACCAACCAGAGGAUGGAAAUGCUUGGGUGGAGGAAGAAGACGAAGAGGAUGGAAAACGGAUUGUGGACAAAUCCCGACGUCGGGUGUCUUUCGCUGAUCCAUUGACUACUUGGGCAGGUAUUAAACUUUUCACGCUGACCGGUCAUUUGAAGGUUGACGAAAACUACGAUGACGAGGACGACGAUGGCGAUUAUUUGCCCCGACACCCGAAACUCAAGAAAGUGAGCUACAUCGAAAGCGACUUUACCCUGAAAGAAGUGCUUCUACUCCAUCGGAUCGCAGCGAAGUGGGAAAGGGACCGCUGGCUAUCCAUUAGCACCCGCUUCAAUGACAAGACCGGCCAUAGCCUUACCCCGGAGCAGGCCAAAUGGAUUGUCGAUAACUAA